Molecule: messenger RNA, 1417 nt
Organism: Anopheles darlingi
Lineage: Eukaryota; Metazoa; Arthropoda; Insecta; Diptera; Culicidae
Gene: al
Product: homeobox protein aristaless
Exons: 4
Coding region: 156-1277 (373 amino acids)
Biological process (GO): regulation of transcription by RNA polymerase II
Molecular function (GO): DNA-binding transcription factor activity, RNA polymerase II-specific; RNA polymerase II transcription regulatory region sequence-specific DNA binding
Source: RefSeq, a predicted model, not a curated record
GCCACACGUCGAGAGACCAGAGGCAGAGCAGCAGCAGCAGCAGCAGCAGCAGUGACUCCUUUCCAGUGUACCAGGGGUGCGCGGUGAGCGCGUAAGACCGGUUCAAAAUUUACAACAUCGCACGGCUCGUCAACCUAGACCAGCCCAGUCGACCAAUGGGCGUAUCGGACGAGGGUAAGCUGCUGGAGGACAUACCCCAGGAGGCCCGGCCACCGCAGGGUAGCCCGCUCGAGCGCAGCAGUGCCAGCAGUACCGGCCAUCUGAUGGGUAGCAGCGGGGGCGACCCGAACAGCCCACACUCGGAUCCGCACAGUGACGAUGGGGGUGAUGAUUUCGCGCCGAAACGGAAGCAACGCCGCUACCGGACCACCUUCACCAGUUUCCAGCUCGAGGAGCUUGAGAAAGCGUUCUCGCGGACGCACUAUCCGGACGUCUUUACGAGGGAAGAGCUAGCGAUGAAAAUAGGGCUCACCGAGGCACGGAUACAGGUUUGGUUCCAGAACCGGCGAGCGAAAUGGCGCAAACAGGAGAAGGUCGGACCGCAGGGACAUCCGUACAAUCCGUACCUGUCCGGGGCGGCCCAGGGCGUCCCGUCGGCGACCGUCGUCGCCCCCUCCCUACCGCCGAACCCAUUCAGCCAUCUUGGCUUCAACCUUCGGAAACCUUUCGAUGCCGCAAGUCUGGCCGCCUUCCGCUACCCGUCGCUCGGUGCAACGCACAUGCUACCGUCGGCCUACUUUAACCAGUUCCACCGUACCUCACCGUUUUCGUCUUUCGUCGACGAAUUUUGCAGAGCCCCGCCGCCGCCACUGCUCCCACCGGGCGUUGGACCACUGUACGCACCGUCCACCUCCUUCCAGACGCUGCUGGCCAACAUUUCGGCGGCCCAACGCCACGCACCACCACCACCACCACAUCCCGGCACGCUCCCGGCACCAUCGAAACCGUCGCCCAUCGGUGGUCCGGAUUAUCUUGGCCUACCGCCGCCAUUACCACCGACCGGUGCCGGCGGUGGUGGUGGUGGUGGUGGUGCGACAGGAGGUGUGCCGGCCCCCGCAUCACCACCCAUCUCACCGACUGCCCUACCACCCGGUGUACCCGGUAUUCCGACCGGACAUCCCGGAUUGUCCUCCGGACCGGCGCCCCCGGGUUCGUCGUCACCACCGCAGGCCGAUCGUCGCAGUUCCUCGAUUGCCGCGUUGCGUUUGAAGGCGCGCGAACACGAGCUGCGUCUGGAGAUGAUGCGCCAGAACGGACACAGUGAUAUCAUUAGCUAAGUCAAUGACGUGGCCACGAUGACCACGAUCCUUCUUCGCGUUAGUGGAUGCCAGAAGCCGCCAGGCAUGCUUCGUUCCGUUCGGGAAGCAACCGAGAGAGCGUGCGCCACACACCAAGAUCAGGCGCAAGGGGAUCGAUC